AUGGCUGCCAUCGCUGCUUUCAACGCCGGCCUGGCGAAGAGCGCCUUCAAGGGCUCCAACGCGGGCCUCAAGUCCUCCGCGCGCGCGCCCGUCGCGCGCGUCGCCACCGUCGUCCGCGCGAAUGGCACGGACUACGGCCUCGGCCUGGAGAUGAAAACCACCGCGCAGAAGUCCAUCGCGAAGGGCGGCCGCGCGCCGGUGCCCCUCGAGCUCGAGAAGGCGAGUCAAGGCUCCCGCCCGUCCUCGAGAUCCCCCGCGAUGCCGCUCCCGCUCAACACGUUCAAGAACAAGGCGCCGUUCACCGGCAAGAUCAAGUCCGUCGAGCGCAUCGUCGGCCCCAACGCCACGGGCGAGACGUGCCACAUCAUCAUCGAGCACGGCGGAAAGAUGCCGUUCUGGGAGGGCCAGUCCUACGGCGUCAUCCCGCCCGGCACGAAGGUCAACUCCAAGGGCAAGGAGGUCCCCCACGGCGUCCGCCUGUACUCCAUCGCGUCCACGCGCUACGGCGACGAGUUUGACGGGAACACGGCGACGCUGUGCGUCCGCCGCGCCACGUACUGGGACUCCGAGAAGAACGCCGAGGACCCGGCGAAGAAGGGCAUCUGCUCCAACUUCCUCUGCGACGCCAAGCCCGGCGCCGAGGUGAUGAUGACCGGCCCGACCGGGCAGGUGAUGCUCCUCCCCGAGGACCCCGCGACGCCGGUGAUCAUGGUGGCGACGGGCACGGGCAUCGCGCCGAUGCGGUCGUACAUUCGCCGCUUUUUCGUCGAGGACGUCAAGAACUGGGAGUUCAAGGGUUUGGCGUGGCUCUUCAUGGGCGUCGCCAACUCGGACGCGAAGCUGUACGACGACGAGUUCUCUGAGUGCAUCAAGCGGUUCCCCGGUCAGUUCCGCGUCGACUACGCGCUCUCGCGCGAGUCUCAGAACCGCAAGGGCGGCAAGAUGUACAUCCAAGACAAGGUCGAGGAGUACAAGGACCAGGUGUUCCAGCUCCUCGACGGCGGCGCGCACAUGUACUUCUGCGGCCUCAAGGGGAUGAUGCCGGGCAUCCUCGAGAUGCUCGAGGGCGUGUGCAAGGAGAAGGGCAUCGACUACGAGGAGUGGCUCGAGGGGCUCAAGAAGAAGGGGCAGUGGCACGUCGAGGUGUACUAAGCGGCGUCUGAUGAUUUCGGCGCGAGCGUUUUUUGCGUCGAAGACGACGACGCACUUGACUUUUCCCUCCGUCGCGCCGAGCGUCGCGUCUUUUCUCUGCUUGACGCGAUGAUUGUUUAAUAUCACUCACGACCGUACUCGUGAA
Messenger RNA from Micromonas pusilla CCMP1545, 1297 nucleotides. RefSeq names its product ferredoxin-NADP oxidoreductase (gene PETH). NCBI's taxonomy places the organism in Eukaryota, Viridiplantae, Chlorophyta, Mamiellophyceae, Mamiellales, Mamiellaceae. The record is from RefSeq and is a predicted model, not a curated record. Bases 1 to 1152 code for a protein of 383 amino acids. The transcript is spliced from 3 exons. Gene Ontology annotation, molecular function: NADPH dehydrogenase activity.